AGCAGGUUUACCGGCCAUGGAGAAACGAAUAGAGCUUGAAAAACGAGGAAGAAAUCCCGCUGAAAUAACAGAAUUUGUACUUGACAAUUGUCGGAGUACAAAUAUCGUGGGUCUUACAGAUGAAUUCGUGGCAUUAAAAUCCUUAAGUUUAAUCAAUGUAGGAUUAACAAGUCUGAAAGGUUUCCCUGUAUUACCAAAUCUCCGAAAGUUAGAACUGAGUGAUAAUCGAAUCUCCGGAGGUUUGAAUUUUCUGCUGUCAAGCCCUAAGUUAACUCAUCUUAAUCUUAGUGGAAAUAAAAUCAAAGAUCUUGAAACACUACAACCAUUAAAAGAAUUCCAAAACCUCAAGAACUUAGAUUUAUUCAAUAAUGAAGCAACAGAAAUGGAUAACUAUAGAGAGAAAGUAUUCGGAUUAAUUCCUAGUUUAAGAUAUCUUGAUGGAAUCAUCACCAGCCCGAGGAAAGAAAAGAAAACAUGAAGACGGAAGUGAGCCAGGGAAUUAA
Messenger RNA from Cotesia congregata, 503 nucleotides. NCBI's taxonomy places the organism in Eukaryota, Metazoa, Arthropoda, Insecta, Hymenoptera, Braconidae. The record is from the annotation of a GenBank genome assembly.